AUGCACGACAAAUUCUCAGGGUCCGAAGCCCCCAACAAGGUCCGGAUGAUGGUGUUCGAGACAGACGAGCCGCACCCUGAGGAUCAUAAAGAUAAGGGAACAUUUGGAGAUGUACUCGACAGGUUGUUCAAGACCGCUGGUGACAACCACGACCCACCGCUUGGAAUUGAGACAGCCAUGAAGUUCGUUGUCGAGCCCAAGGGCGGAAAAGUGCCUACGGUGGAUGAUUUGAAAGACGUCCACGCCAUAUUGAUCACGGGAAGCAUGUAUGAUGCUCACGGCGAUGACGAGUGGAUCCUGAAACUCAUAAAAUUGUUGCAAGUUGAUACUGUUCCUGGCGGUGACUGGGAGCUUUCACAUACCCACAUCACGCUCAGUGAUGUCGGAAAACAACUCUUCAGGACAAAGAACGAAGAGUUAAGGCUACACCAAAUGCACCAGGACCACGUUGUCAAGCCACCAAGUUCCAAGACCACCGACCUGCUCAAAGACAAUCANAAAGUUCACAUUUGGGGAAGCUCGGAACAUACUGCCGUUCAAGGCAUCUACAUCAAGGACCGCCUUUUCACAUCUCAAGGGCACUUGGGCUUUGAUGAGGACAUGGUCAAACGACAAAUUGAUUUGCGCAUUGAGAGCGGCAGUCUUAAAGAUCUGGACCACGCUAGUGCGGCCAAGGAGACGGCUGAUAUGGAACAUGAUGGUGAGGCGGUCGCAGGGUCAAUUCUACGUUUGUUCCAUGGCGACGACAAUGACAUUCCUUGA
Messenger RNA from Aureobasidium musti, 762 nucleotides. The record is from the annotation of a GenBank genome assembly. Lineage: Eukaryota; Fungi; Ascomycota; Dothideomycetes; Dothideales; Saccotheciaceae.